CAACUCAACCCUAGCUUCAAGCCCCGGUUUAAGUUUAACAAACCAAAGAGCUUUCGCUUACUCAUCUCUCUAUCUCUGCCGCCGCCGCGCUAUCUCUGAAUCUCGCUAACCCUAACCGCUUCUUCCCUCCCUCUCUCUCUCUCUCCGACGAUAAGAUAAUUUUUAUCAAUCCAAAAUGGGGCGGAAGAAGCCGAGUGCUCGUGGUGGAGAUGAUGAACCUACUGCUUCGUCUCUCGUUGGUGCUGGUGGUGGUGGUAAGUCUAAGAAGAAAGGUGUUCAGAUCGACGAUGAUGAGUAUUCUAUAGGUACGGAGGUCUCUGAGGAGACUAGUAGAGGUGAGGAGGAGAAGGAGAAGGUUGUUAUCACUGGGAAGAAGAAGAAAGGUAAGAAAGGUGAUAAGAAGCAGCAGGAUGAUGAUUUUGCUGUGGAGGAGGAAGAUGCUGUUGUUGUUGUUCCGGAGAUUGCUUUUGAAGGGAAGAAGAAGAAGUCUAAGUCUAAGAAAAGUGGUGGAUCUGUUAGCUUUGCUUUGCUUGAUGAUGAUGAAGGUGAAAAGGAUGAUGAAGAUGAUGAGAAAGUGGAGGAUGAGCCUGUUGUAAGUGUUGCUGCGGGUAAGAAGGGUAAGAAAGGUGGUGGUAAUUCGUUUGCGGCUUCAGCUUUUGAUGCACUUGGUGAUGAUGAUGAAGUUGAGGAGAAGGAUGAGGAAGAGGAGUCUCCAAUCACCUUCUCUGGUAAGAAGAAGUCUUCUAAAUCGUCCAAGAAGAGUGGUAAUUCAUUUGCGGCUGCUUUGCUUGAUGAUGAAGAGGAAGAGGCAAACACAGUGGAGGAGGAAGAGAGCUCUGAGAUCAUGUUUACGGGUAAGAAGAAGUCUUCUAAAUCGUCUAAGAAGAGUGGUAAUUCAUUUGCUGCUGCUUUACUUGAUGAUGAUGAGGAGGAGAGUAAAGCAGUUGAAGAGGAAGAGAGGUCUGAGAUCAUGUUUACGGGUAAGAAGAAGUCUUCUAAAAAGAAGGGUAGUAGUGUUUUGGCCUCGUUAGGUGAUGAUGAGAGUGAAAUUGCUGAGGAAAAAAGUAAGGAUAAAGCUUCUGAUGCUAAGAGUGCAGAGGUUGUAGAAACUUCGAAGAGUAAGAAGAAGAAGAAGAAUAACAAGAGUGGAAGGACUGUACAGGAAGAGGAUGAUUUGGACAAACUUCUUGCAGAACUUGGAGAAGCUCCUGCUGCUGGAAAACCUGCUGAAGAAGAGAAAGUUCAAGCUCAGCCACAGGCAGUUGCGCCUGUAGAUAAUGAGAAGGAAGGAGAAGAAGAGACUGCUGCAGCUAAGAAAAGGAAAAAGAAGAAGGAGAAAGAGAAGGAAAAGAAAGCAGCAGCUGCUGCAGGAACCUCUACUGUGGAGGCUGCUAAGGACGAAAAACAAGAAGAAUCAGUACCUGAGACACUGCAGGGGAAGAAGAAGGAUGCAAAGGGUAAAGCAGCUGAGAAGAAAAUUCCUAAACAUGUUAGGGAGAUGCAAGAGGCUCUUGCACGACGGCAAGAAGCUGAAGAGAGAAAGAAGAAGGAAGAGGAAGAAAAAUUGAGAAAGGAGGAAGAGGAACGUCUUAGGCAGGAAGAGCUUGAGAGGCAAGCUGAGGAGGCUAAGCGCAAGAAGAAGGAAAAGGAAAAGGAAAAACUGUUGAAGAAGAAGCUAGAGGGCAAGCUUCUAACAGCAAAGCAAAAGGCUGAAGCUCUUAAGAGGGAGGCUUUUAAGAACCAGUUACUUGCUAGUGGUGGAGGUCUCCCACUUGCAGAUGAGGGUGAGCCUGCCACAAAGCGUCCCGUUUAUGCAAACAAGAAAAAAUCAGCUCGCCCCAAAGGCAAUGACUCUGCCUCUGCUCAGGUGGAAGAGGAGGUAAAAGAGAAUCAUGCAGAUGAACCAGAUACGUUAGCUGAAGUGGCUUCAGCAGACGCUGAAAAGGUUGAUUUAGUAGAGUCAGCAGACGCUGAUGAGAAAUCAGGUACUACUGAUGUAGCUGCGGAGAAUGGGGCUGAGGAAGAUGAUGAAGACGAUGAAUGGGAUGCAAAAAGCUGGGGGGAUGAUGUUGAUCUUAAGUUCAAAGGUGAUUUUGAUGAUGAAGAGGACAAAGCUCAGCCUGUAGUUAAGAAAGAAAUAAAGGACGCUGUGUCAAAGACACAAGACUCAGGCCCUGAAGCUGAAAAACCAACAGCUAAACCAACAGGCACGGACAACCGAACAGCACCUGCCACUAAAACUUUACCUGGGGUGGAAGAUGCUGCACGUACAAAACGUGCUACUAAGGCCAAAGAUGCCUCCAAGAAAGGUAAAGGCUUGGCUUCCAGUGAACCCAAAGAAGGUGAAGAAAAUCUCCGCUCUCCCAUUUGCUGUAUCAUGGGUCAUGUCGAUACUGGUAAAACAAAGCUGUUGGAUUGCAUCAGAGGAACAAAUGUACAGGAAGGCGAGGCUGGAGGUAUUACUCAGCAGAUUGGUGCAACAUAUUUCCCUGCGGAAAACAUCCGGGAGAGGACCAGGGAACUCAAAGCCGAUGCAAAACUUAAGGUGCCAGGUCUGUUGGUUAUUGAUACACCUGGUCACGAGUCCUUCACGAAUCUGCGGUCAAGGGGUUCAAGUUUGUGUGACCUUGCAAUUUUAGUGGUUGACAUAAUGCAUGGGUUAGAGCCACAAACCAUCGAAUCUCUAAAUUUAUUGAGAAUGAGAGACACCGAGUUCAUUGUUGCCUUGAAUAAGGUGGAUAGGCUAUAUGGAUGGAAAACAUGCAAGAAUGCUCCUAUCGUGAAGGCAAUGAAGCAACAAACCAAAGAUGUUGUAAAUGAAUUUAACAUGAGACUCACUGGGAUUAUAACCCAGUUCAAGGAGCAAGGUCUCAACACUGAGCUUUACUACAAGAAUAAAGAAAUGGGAGAAACUUUCAGUAUUGUUCCUACUAGUGCUAUUACUGGGGAAGGAAUCCCAGAUCUUUUACUGUUGUUGGUUAACUGGGCUCAGAAAACAAUGGUUGAGAAGCUUACAUAUGUUGACGACGUGCAGUGUACUGUCCUGGAGGUCAAAGUUAUUGAAGGCCAUGGUACGACGAUUGAUGUUGUGUUGGUAAACGGUGUACUUCAUGAAGGUGAUCAAAUCGUCGUGUGUGGGUUACAGGGACCUAUAGUCACAACGAUUAGAGCGUUACUGACUCCUCAUCCAAUGAAAGAGUUACGAGUGAAGGGUACUUAUGUGCAUCAUAAAGAAAUAAAGGCUGCACAGGGUAUUAAAAUUACAGCUCAGGGCCUUGAGCACGCUAUUGCUGGCACUGCCCUACACGUGAUUGGACCUGAUGAUGACAUCGAGGCAAUUAAGGAUCAAGCAAUGGAAGACAUGGAAUCAGUUCUGAGCAGGAUUGACAAAAGUGGCGAAGGAGUUUACGUACAAGCGUCUACACUAGGGUCACUGGAAGCAUUACUCGAGUUCUUGAAGUCUCCAGCUGUAAAGAUACCCGUCAGUGGUAUCGGCAUAGGGCCUGUGCACAAGAAGGACAUCAUGAAGGCCGGAGUGAUGCUCGAGAGGAAAAAGGAAUACGCCACAAUUCUGGCUUUUGACGUGAAAGUGACUACAGACGCUCGUGAACUCGCAGACGAAAUGGGAGUUAAGAUCUUCUGCGCUGAUAUUAUCUACCAUUUGUUCGACCAGUUCAAGGCGUAUAUUGAGAGUAUCAAAGAGGAGAAAAAGAAGGAAUCAGCAGAUGAAGCAGUCUUCCCGUGUGUCCUUCAGAUUUUACCUAACUGUGUGUUUAAUAAGAGAGACCCAAUUGUCCUUGGAGUUGAUGUCGUCGAGGGUAUACUUAAGAUUGGAACUCCCAUCUGCGUCCCGAGUAGAGAGUUUAUCGAUAUAGGCCGCAUUGCCUCUAUUGAGAACAACCACAAGCCUGUUGACUAUGCAAAGAAGGGUACCCAGGUGGCUAUUAAGAUUAUUGCUUCAAACCCUGAAGAGCAGAAGAUGUUUGGGAGACAUUUUGACAUGGAAGAUGAGCUUGUGAGUCACAUUUCAAGGAGAUCUAUCGACAUACUCAAAACUAACUACAGGGAUGAGUUAUCCAUGGAUGAGUGGAAGCUAGUUGUUAAACUGAAGAAUAUCUUCAAGAUACAGUAG
Eruca vesicaria subsp. sativa (arugula) is the source of this 4132-nucleotide messenger RNA. The record is from the annotation of a GenBank genome assembly. Lineage: Eukaryota; Viridiplantae; Streptophyta; Magnoliopsida; Brassicales; Brassicaceae.